Mobula hypostoma (lesser devil ray) is the source of this 2774-nucleotide messenger RNA. RefSeq lists its product as uncharacterized. The transcript has a single exon. Bases 302 to 1900 code for a protein of 532 amino acids. The record is from RefSeq and is a predicted model, not a curated record. NCBI's taxonomy places the organism in Eukaryota, Metazoa, Chordata, Chondrichthyes, Myliobatiformes, Myliobatidae.
GCUCUGUUCUAUCAAUCGAGGGACGUGCUGGAACAAGUUGAACUACCAUGCUGUCUAGCUAAUGAAAGACUCUUCAUUUUUGACACAAGCCAACUGCUCGGUGGAAGGGGCGGGACAAGCUCUCGGGCUGACGCUGUAAACAAAACCAUGUUUCGAUAUCAGUCGGGCAAGAGAAACCGAAGCGAUAAAACAGACUAAUAAUAGAGGUUUGAGGGCAUGCUGAUGCUGACGACGUAACCCUGCGGCUGCGUUUUAAGGGGGAAAAAAAAACAAAGAGCGUUACUUUGCUUUGAAGGCCGAGAUGAAAAACAGGGCUUCUGACGGGAUUAGGAAGCAGAUCAGAGGUCCCAGUUUCACGGGAGACAAGAAAAUCAAGGUUGCAGCCAAGAACCAGAAGACGUGGGUGAGACUCGCGACCGUUUUCGCGUAUUUGCUCUGCGUGUCUCUAACUGCCGUGAUAUUGGUAAUUUACUAUACUUUGAUCUGGGAGCCGGUCCGGUCGAGGCCGGGACCUUCUAACGCCAAUCUAACUGCGGUUAAUACAGAACUCGGCAACUUUAGCUCCGGGCUUAAACGGAGAAGCAGCCUGCAAGAUUUCAACCAUCCCCGGCGACAGAGGAGCCAUUUAAGAGGCAAAGGCAGUCGGGCUGGCGAUCUGGUGAACCCGGGGGCUUGGAGGGCGAGCACGGAGGACGUCGCCAGCGCAGGGCAUCUGAAAGCUGCCCCCAGCCCGAGAGAAACCACGGACAGCGAAGGAUUCAUCUCUGUGGACAGAGAAAGCACCUGGACCGCAGAUAAAGGGUUAGAGUCCACAAUGGGUGGAGGAUUAAAAACCCCGGGCAGCGCCAAUCUUAGAGCCGUGGUGGGAAGAAGAGCGAGCACGAAAGGGCAAAGAUUCAGCACCCUGGACAGCGGCAGUCGCAGGGCGCCUGGCGGAUGGAGAGCGGACUCUUCAAGCGAAGAAACCAGCACCGCCGACAAUGGGGAGAACAGCGGCCGUUCUCCCACAGUCACCACCCUGCAGGGGUUCCAGGCAUCCGGCCUGGAAAAGGCAGCAGACGGUAGUUCUAAUGACCCCAGCGAAGCGGGCAAGUACAAAGCAGUAACUGUGGGCUCCAAACGGCGGACAAUCACCCCGUUCAGUACAGGGGAAUUGGCGCCCGCGCCCAGGGCACUGGCGCGGAGGGAAGGAGGUAUAAAAACUGCUACCCUCAGUAACACGCCCGUGAUGAAAGUGGACAGAACAAUGACAAAGGAAAUGGGGCGCAGGAUUUCUGUCAGGUCGCGUAAGAGCGAUACGGAGACCAUCCGAACCACCGCCACCUCGACAGCCGAGAACCGUAACGAAUUGCAGUCCGAAACAACCGAAAUUAAAAUGGAUGAAAAUGAUAUUGCGAUGUCUUCCGGCAGGUAUAACCGGCCUGAGAAUACCACGACCAGCCCUACAGAAAAACCAGCGCCGCUUAGCAGCGUCUCCUCAAGGGUGAGCAAUAAUGCUUCGAACCGUCUACACGCUCAUAAAUCCACCUCUAACAAUUUGACGGGGAUACCAGGGAGAGUUGAAAGGUUGCAGAUACCGCACACCACAACGAAGAAGGAAGGAGGUGAUGCUCCCAUUGACUUGGAUGGUGAUGGUCAACUGACAACCGCAAGCCCAGCAGGAACUGUUCUCCCCGCAUCAUUGCUAUCGUCACCUACGCCUACCCAUCCAGCAGAGGUGCGGACUAGCAGCAGGUCGGAUCACACCGGAACGUCUAACCUUGAACUUUACAAAGUCCUACAAACCCACAAAAAAUCCGAGGAACAGUCUUCACCCUCUUGGAAAGAAAGCCAAACCGAGGGGGAAAAUACAUAUGAAAAUACUGUAACUAACUCUAUACCUACAUUCCCAAUAACAUAACUUUACUUGGCAUAUUUUUCUACCAUAGGAUAAAGAUACUUUGCAAUAUAUUUUAAUUAUUUAGAACAAUAUAUAUUGCAAUAUAUUUUAGUUUAUAAUAAUCUUGCUAUUUCUCACUUUAGAGUCAAAGUUGAAUGUAAAGAAACCUUAUAGCGAUAAAAUUAAGAUAUGUAGCUUAUUUAACAAAAAUUUUUUGCGAUUAGUCGAUCAUUUUACAUGCUUCUUUUAAUGUAAGCAGGUUUAGAUGAAUAUCAUGCAUUGAAGUAUUGCAAAACUACAAGAUUAAAAUCCCACUUCCGUCUCAAAUCCUGUAUUUUAUUUUUUAUUUUUUGAAUUUCAAUAUCAUACUUACUAUAUGAGUUACCUCUGUGCGUUUGUCAGACUUUCUAGUUAUACUUGUUAAUCAGUAGUGGAAGAGAAUCAUCAUGAUUUACAGGAUAUAAUUUCUCUGUGACUUUCUUAGAUAAUAAUUUAUUGUAGGUGACUUACGUGAGACGGGGGACAGAGUUUAAAGUAGAAGUCUGUGUACUCUAGUCCAGAUGUACUCCGCCAUUCUCUCCACUUCAACUGGACCUGGUCUCGACUUUGCAUUAAUGAUAAGACUGAGUAAAGGAAGAUCUCUGUAUGCGACCAAGAUGUGACAAACUUCUACCGCGAAUAUAUUAGCUGUUUCAAUUUCACCGCAGUGAAUAACUACCACGACAUAUCUACACUGACUUACCCCAAUGAAGAACAUUUGAUUUUUGUUAAAUUUUGAAAUCUGCAAUAAGAACUGAGCAUAAAUAAUUCAGCUGCAAUACUUAAUAAGUUGUCACUCUGGAAAGAUUUUUAAAAUUAUAAUGUUGCAUCUUUGUUGGUUGCUUUAAAAUAUAUA